GGUCCCUCUACUGCGCAUGGCACGUUGCGUACCUCCCUCCCAGCAACUGGCCUGGCGGCAACGCGGCCUUAAACCAAGGAGGCGGAGCUGAGAUUGGGUCGAGACUGCUUGCUAACUCCAGGACCAGGUUUAAAUUUUUGAAAUUGAAGUAGGUCUACACGUUAGGAACUCAUGUCUUUUCUUGUAAGUAAACCAGAGCGAAUUAGGCGGUGGGUCUCGGAAAAGUUCAUUGUUGAGGGCUUAAGAGAUUUGGAACUAUUUGGAGAGCAGCCUCCGGGUGACACUCGGAGAAAAACCAAUGAGGCGAGCGCAGAGUCGAUAGCAUCCUUUUCUAAACAGGAGAUCAUGAGUAGCUUUCUGCCGGAGGGAGGGUGUUAUGAGCUGCUCACCGUUAUAGGCAAAGGAUUUGAGGACCUGAUGACAGUGAACCUAGCAAGGUACAAACCAGCGGGAGAGUAUGUGACAGUACGAAGGAUUAACCUAGAAGCUUGUUCCAAUGAGAUGGUGACGUUCUUGCAGGGGGAGCUCCAUGUCUCUAAGCUCUUCAGCCAUCCCAAUAUCCUGCCAUAUCGAGCCACCUUUAUCGCAGACAAUGAGCUGUGGGUUGUCACAUCAUUUAUGGCAUACGGCUCUGCAAAGGACCUCAUCUGCACACACUUCACGGACGGCAUGAAUGAGCUGACGAUUGCUUACAUACUGCAGGGGGCGCUCAAGGCCCUGGACUACAUCCACCACAUGGGAUACGUGCACAGGAGUGUCAAGGCCAGCCAUGUUCUGAUCUCAGCGGAUGGGAAGGUCUACCUGUCUGGCUUACGCAGCAACCUCAGCAUGAUCAGCCAUGGGCAGCGGCAGCGUGUGGUCCACGACUUCCCCAAGUACAGUAUCAAGGUUCUGCCGUGGCUCAGCCCAGAGGUCCUCCAGCAGAAUCUUCAGGGUUACGAUGCCAAGUCUGACAUCUACAGUGUGGGAAUCACGGCCUGUGAACUAGCCAAUGGCCACGUCCCCUUUAAGGAUAUGCCUGCCACCCAGAGGGAGCAGCAUGUGCAAAGACCCAGAGUCAAGAAAGAACAGGACCGGGGUUUCCCUGGUGGCGCAGUGGUUGAGAGUCCGCCUGCCGAUGCAGGGGACAUGGGUUCGUGCCCCGGUCCAGGAAGAUCCCACAUGCCGCAGAGCGGCUGGGCCCGUGAGCCAUGGCCGCUGAGCCUGCGCAUCCGGAGCCUGUGUUUUGCAACGGGAGAGGCCACAACAGUGAGAGGCCCGUGUACCGCAAAAAAAAAAAAAACACAGUAUCUGGGAAGAGCAGGUAGUUGUAAAUGGCUGAAGUACGGGUGCUUCUGGGGGGCUGCUAGGUGACGUGGUUGGAGAAGGAAGCAAGGGCAGAUCACGAAGGACUUUGCUUGUGUGCCACGCCAGGGUGUUCGGUUUCUGUCCCAAAGCAUGUGGAGAAUUGCUGAAGGAGUGAUAGCAUCAGAUACAUAUUUUAUAAAGAUGACUCUCGCAGAUGGAUUAGCUCUGGCAGACUAGUUAGGAGGGUGUGGAAAUCUAUCUAGGUAAGGAGUCUAGGAAGUCUAAGUAAGACAGAAACGGAUGCUCAGGAAGGACUUAAAAGGCCAUUUUUAGGUAAACAAGGUAGGGAUGCAGAAACAGCAGUGCCCAGGAGAACCUCCUGAGGUGAUGGAAAUGUUCUGUACCUGGGCUGUCCAGCGUGGCCUCCACUAGUCACCUGUGGCUGUGGAGCACUGUGGCCCGCGAGAUUGAGGACUGGAUUUUAAGCUGAAUUUAAAUAAAGAUAAAUAGCUAUGGGAGUUCCCUGGCAGUGCAGUGGUUAGGACUCAGUGCUUUCACUGCUGGGGCCCAGGUUCAAGCCCUGGUCAGGGAACUGAGAUCCUGCAAGCCAAGCGGCAUGGCCAAGAGCAACCAAAAAAAAUCUCUCUGUCUCUGUCUCUCUCUGUCUGUCUCUGUCUCUGUCUCUGUCUCUGUCUCUGUCUCUCUCUCUCUCUCUCUCUCUCUCUAUAUAUAUAUAUAUGGCUACAUGUGGCUGGUGGCUCCCAUAUUGGACAGCACAGCUCUAGAAGGAUUUCCAGGUUUCUGCCUUGAACAGCUCACGAGGUCCAUGAGGACAGCAGUCCCCAAGGUGGGCUGCUUUUACAUGUGUGGAGUCUGAGGACUUCGGAACAGCUGCCUAGCCCGCCCCUGGGUGCACUGCUCCUGUGCAGUCCGCUGCAGUGACAGUCGGCCAGAAUGAACCCCAUCGGACCCACCUGGGCGUGGCACACUGGGGCUGGGCUUUAAAGAAAGGACCUGGCUGCCACCUUGACCCUAGGGUGAGGGCUCUACAGUUGGAAGGAUCUGAUGCCUUACGAAGGGCGAGAGACUGCAAGCCCCUGCCUUCCAACCACGGCGGAGGCGGGUACUCUUUUGCAGUCCUCCUCGUCAGUUUGGCCUUGCUAGGGUGUAGCUGCCAGUCCUUUGGAAAAGUCAGACUUUUUCCACUUCUUUCUUUACUUCUCCCGAAUCACUCGUGUGUUGGGAAAAGUAUACUUGCGAAGAAACUCUAUAGGCCUUCCAGGGGCCCCCUCCAGCCUAGCCCCUGGCUCUGUCCUCCCCAGAUGCUGCUGGAGAAGCUGAACGGCACCGUACCCUGCCUGCUGGACACCAGCACCAUCCCUGCCGAGGAGCUGACCAUGAGCACCUCGCGCUCAGCGGCCAACUCUGGCCUGAGUGAGAGCCUGGCCCCCAGCCCCCCCAGGACC
Lagenorhynchus albirostris (white-beaked dolphin) is the source of this 2753-nucleotide messenger RNA. It is a transcript of the gene STRADA, whose product is annotated as STE20 related adaptor alpha. Bases 172 to 1353 code for a protein of 393 amino acids. The record is from RefSeq and is a predicted model, not a curated record. NCBI's taxonomy places the organism in Eukaryota, Metazoa, Chordata, Mammalia, Artiodactyla, Delphinidae. Gene Ontology annotation, molecular function: protein serine/threonine kinase activator activity; protein kinase activity; ATP binding. The transcript has 11 exons. Gene Ontology annotation, biological process: protein phosphorylation.